AUGGCCGAGACGGCGAGGCGGGCCUCCGCGACCCUGGAGGUGGUGCUGGGAGUCACUGCGGGCCCUGCAGCCUUCGGGUGCAAUCCCACAUCGGGGAUCGUGGCCUACGCAGCUGGGUGCGUGGUGGUGCUGCUUGACCCCAGCACUGGCGAGCAGAGGCACAUCAUCAACCCGGCCAGGAAGCCCAUCACUGCCUUGGCAUUCUCUCUGGACGGUGCACACCUGGCCACGGGAGAGGCCGGUGCGGCCCCCUGCAUCUGCGUGUGGAGGCUGCUGCAGGGCGAGUGGAGCAGUGUCGCGGUGCUGGGAGUCGGCCACCAGCACGGUGUGGCCUGCACCGCCUUCUCGCCCGACGGCCGCCUGCUUGUCUCCGUGGGCCGGCGCCACGACCAGGCCGUGAACCUAUGGGACUGGAAGAGCGGCCACCUGGUGGCCACCAACAAGGUGUCGAGUCACGUGCUGGCUCUGGCAUUCUCCUCGUGUGGCUCCCGCCUCGUCACGGCCGGCGUGCGCCACGUCAGGUUCUGGUUGCCCCCCAAAGGGGAUCAGGCGGCCAUCAACGGGGCCCCCCUGCCGGGCCGUGCGGCGCUGCUGGGCCUGCAGCGGGAGGCUGUGUUUUGUGCGGUGGCCUGUGGGCAGGGGCCGGCCUGCCAGAACCUCACCUACUGCCUCACUCUCUCUGGCUGCCUGUGCGUCUUUGACGAGCAGAGGGUUUUGUGCCACUGCGUCGACUUGCAGGUAUCCGUGGCCAAGUGCUUGUGCGUGGACGAAGAGCUGGUGUUCUGUGGUGGCGCCAAUGGGCUGGUGGUGGGGCUGUGUGCCCGCAGCCUGCGGCCCGUAUGCACCCUGCCCCGUCCGAGCCACCUGGAUGGCCUGAAAAGGCCGUGGCAAAGUGGGGAGCAGCAGCAGGACGAGCCGGUGCCGUGCGCCGUCACUGUAGCCGUGUGCCGGGACGCUAGGCGCGGCUGGCUGGGCUGCUUGUACGGGGACCACAGCGUGUACGUGUGGGCCGAUGCGUCGCCGGGGCAGCCUGCACGGCCCCUGCACGCCGCUCACUACCACGCCGGCGGAGUGCGAGGCAUCGAGGUGAACCCGGAGCUGUGGGAUCUUGUGGGCCCUGGCUGCCCACCACAGAGCUCGUUCCUCACCUGCUCAUCCGAUAGCACCGUGCGCAUGUGGGGCCCCGGACAUUCCAGCUACCCGGAGCUGCUCUGGGUGUUCUGCUCCGACGGCCUCCGUCCAGAACAGCGUGGGACCUCCCAGGACCGAGGCCGCGCGGGUGCUCGGUCGUUGGGGGGGGUGCCCCAGGGCCCCAAGCGGGGGACUGACGUGGCAGGAGGUGGCGUGCGCUGCAUGCGCUUGCUGCCGGGGGGGCACAGCCUGGCCCUGGGCGACCACGCCGGCAACAUCAGCAUCGUGGACCUGAAGAGCUGGGAGGAGACACUGAUUCCCGGAGCUCACACGGCCGAGGUUCUGUGUCUCGACUACACCCGGUGCAAAGGAGGAGAGGGCUUGCUGGUGUCCGCCGGGAGGGACCGUGUUGUGCGCGUGUUCCGACUGGCGGAGCGGUGUGGAGGAGGAGGAGCAGGAGGCGCCGGGAGUCCGCGCGUCGUGGCCGUCCUGGAGGAGCAUUCCUCGCCCGUGACGGCCGCGCGAUUCGCAGGGAGCGGUGACGCACUGCGCUUGGUGAGCUGCGGCCCGGACCGGUCGCUCUACUUCCGAUCGGUGCACACAGUGAGCCACGCUCGCGAAUCGGUGCCGCCCGGCGGUGCGCGGAGCACGGAGUGCGAGGACGGCCUGCGGUGUGCGGUGACGCGCCACGUGGUGGUGAAGGAGACUCCGGCUGACAUGGACGUGGACUCGGUGGGGCGUGUCGCCGUGCUGGGCUGCCUGGACCGCAUGCUGCGGGUGUUCAGCCCCGUCGACGGCCGGCAAGCGUCACUGCGUGAAGGGCUCCAGCGCGGACGAGGGGACGGUGCUCAAGGUACACGUGGCCCCGUCGGGCACACUGGCAGCGAGCAGCUGCUCUGACAAAUCGACGUCCAUUGUGGAUCUCGCUAGCGGCGCCUGCUUGGCCACCUUCCACGGCCACUCUGAGGUGGUGACCAGCAUGAAGUUCAGCAGCGAUUGCCAGCGCCUGAUGACAGCAGCUGGAGACAGGUGUGUAAUGAGCACCGCCGGUUUUGCAGUGGCACCACCAGCGCCAUUGGCAGUUGCCGAUUCG
Lethenteron reissneri (Far Eastern brook lamprey) is the source of this 2224-nucleotide messenger RNA. RefSeq names its product WD repeat-containing protein 62-like. The record is from RefSeq and is a predicted model, not a curated record. Gene Ontology annotation, molecular function: protein binding. NCBI's taxonomy places the organism in Eukaryota, Metazoa, Chordata, Hyperoartia, Petromyzontiformes, Petromyzontidae.